CCCCGCCUCAUCAAUAACACAAACAGAUGCUGAUCAUCAUCACAGGGCCGCACUGACAAUAAAUAACCGAUCAAACAUUACUGAUCUGAUCAAUGGAGGUGAAUGAAGAGAGUGCGAGCGCUCGAACAGCCGCUCAGAGACGCGCGGAGAUCCGCCGGAGGAAAUUACUUAUGGAUUCAGAGGACAGAAUGAACAAGAUCGUGGGAUUCAGCAAGGCUGAUGCAGACGGUAGUGCAGUGAGAAGUGCGAUGGAGCCCCGCUUUCAUCUGGAUCUGGUCAGGAAUGAGCCCUGGUCUUCAUCUACCUCCUCAAAGAGACUCUCGCCGCACAUGACCGAGACCUCUGUGAGCAGCAGCAAGAUGUCAGAGAGAAACGGCAGCAGUGAUGCGGUUGGAGAGGAUGACGUGUCUCGAGUGAGACCGAGACCUCGCGGGGAGUUGUCGGGGGACGAACUCACUCACUCCCCUCGCAGAGGUUUGCACAAAUACCUUUCUCGCUUCGAUGAUGCUAUCAAACUGAGAGGGCAGUUGGCCAAUGAGAAAGCGGCUCAGGACAGCGGUGUAGAAUCAGAGGAGCUUGACUCAUUCUGCCUGUUCAGGCUGCUCGGAUCUGUUGCUCUGGCUAUCUUUGUACGCAUCUUUGUUUGCCAGUAUUUGUCCAUAUUUGCACCGUUCCUCACUCUUGAGCUGGGCUUCAUGGGACUGAACAAAUAUUUUCCAAAGGUGGAGAAGAAGACACAGACGACGAUGUUGACCUCUGCUCUGCUGCUGUCUGGAAUUCCUGCUGAAGUGAUCAACCGAUCCAUGGACACGUAUAGGAGAAUGAGUGACGUGUUCUUUGACCUCUGUGUUUAUUUCUUCACCUUCAUCUUGUGUCAUGAGCUGCUAAUGCUCUUUGAUUCACAGAUGUCCUGAUGGAUCAACCUCAAACUCUCUCUCUCAUAUCAGCUAGUUUAACUCGACCAUAUAAACCCAAGUUUGCCCACGCUCAACUCAACAGUGUUUCAAAGCUGCUGGGAUCAUCUGAGACCAUAAACAGUAGGGUCAAAGACUUGAGAGAUUGUGAUUUACUCCUUAAAUGUGGCCAUGAAACCUGUGAAAAAUAUUGGUCAUUUCUUAUAAAUGCUAUUUCUGGCAAUCGGUUAUUUUAUUUUUUAUCUUUCGCUCUGCCUUCUGUGUCUCUGCCUGUGUUACAGUAGUUUACAACAGUUAAAGAUUCAGGGGGUAAGAGUUCAUGUUUGUGUUGACUGCUCUGUGAAACUCGUGAAGUUCUUCAGCAGCUCCAACAGAUCAGAUCAAACUUGUGUUUUUGCUCUCUGUCUAAAAACAACACCAGCCUUUACUAAGAUAUUAAUUAUAAAAAUUAAAUCAAAUUAUGGAGACAGAAUUCGCCCAUUUGACUGUAUUUACUAAUGGGUGACUGCUCUCACAAAAACUGUCCAGGUCAUAUUCCACCCCAGAAUCAUUAGUGACCUUCCCCAAUUAUCAGUAGCCCACUGUAAUGCAAAUAAAUUAAUGCUAGAUUUUUUCAAUUGCAAAGUACAAUAGUAUGUAUACAUCACUGUCAUGUUUGUUGUACUGAAUUGAAUUCGUGCUCAUUUCUUAUUUUAAAAAAAUGCACAAAAUACAUUGUGCCUGGACAGGAUGGUUUUCAUUACUCUAUUACAGUAAGAAAAAAGAGAUUGUGUGUUUGUGUAAAAAAUCUUAGGGUCUCUCUCUCUCUCUCUCUCUCUCUAUAUAUAUAUAUAUAUAUACACACACACAGACACCGGCGGCAAAAAGUUUGGAAUAAUGUACAGAUUUAGCUGUUUCUGAAGGAAACUGGUACUUUAAUUCACCAAAGUGGCAUUCAACUGAUCACAAAGUAUAGUCAGGACAUUACUGAUGUAAAAAACAGCACCAUCACUAAUUGAAAAAAGUAAUUUUUGAUCAAAUCUAGACAGGUCCCAUUUCCAGCAGCCAUCACUCCAACACCUUAUCCUUGAGUAAUCAUGCUAAAGCUAUUUGGUUCAUUAAAUGAAGCUUAACGUUGUCUUUGUGUUUGUUUUUGAGUUGCCACAGUAUACAAUAGACUGGCAUUUCUGUAGGUCAAUAUUAGGUCAAACAUGGCAAAAAAAAAAACAGCUUUCUCUAGAAACUCAUCAGUCAAUCAUUGUUUUGAGGAAUGAAGGCUAUACAAUGCUUGAAAUUGCCAAAAAACUGAAGAUUUCAUACAAAGGUGUACACUUCAUUCAGGACAACUGGCUCUAACAAGGACAGAAAGAGAUGUGGAAGGCCAGAUGUACAACUAAACAAGAGGAUAAGUACAUCAGAGUCUCUAGUCUGAGAAAUAGACGCCUCACAUGUCCUCAGCUGACAGCUUCAUUGAAUUCUACCCGCUCAUCACCAGUUUCAUGUACAACAGUAAAGAGAAGACUCAGGGGUGCAGGCCUUAUGGGAAGAAACAGAAAAACAAAAAGAAAAGAUUAGAGUGGGCAAAGAAACACAGACAUUGGACAACAGAUAAUUGGAAAAGAGUGUUAUGGAUCUUAACCCCAUUGAGCAUUUGUGGGAUCAGCUAGACUGUAAGGUGCGUGAGAAGUGCCCAACAAGACAGUCACAACUAUGGCAAGUGCUACAGGAAGUGUGGGGUGAAAUGUCACCUGAGUAUCUGGACAAACUGACAGCUAGAAUGCCAAAGAUCUGCAAAGUUGUCAUUGCUGCACGUGGAGGAUUUUUUGAUGAGAACUCUUUGAAGUAGUUUAAGAAGCUCUGAACAUUUUUUCCAAUUGUAAUAGUAAUUUUUCACAUUAUUAAUGUCCUGAGUAUACAUUGUGAUCAGUUGAAUGACACUUUGAUGAAUAAAAGUAACAAUUUCUUUCCAUAAAAGCAAAAUCUGAACAUUAUUCCAAACUUUUGGCCACCAGUGUGUAUAUAUAUAUUCUGUCUUGCUUUUGUGGUAAAAUUUGAUCCAGACAUGUUCUUUGUAAGAUUCACCCUAAUAGCCAUUGAUGACAAAUAUUCCUGAUAACACUUCGAAAUGUCUUCUGAUAGUGGAUAUUGACAGAAAAGAAAAAAGUACAUGAUGAUAAUAAUUAUUGGCUUUGCAGUCCUGCAGCAUUGUAAGUUGAUAAAAUAACACAAUCAUGUUUAUUUCAUACUGGUCCAGUGUUAGUAUUAUAUAUCUUCUUGUGUGCCGGGUUAAAAAAAAAAGGCUGAAUUUCCAAGCUUACAAAAUAUUGCUCAUGUGCAUGUUAUGCGAUAUGCUGAUUUUUUGUAUUUCAUUUAGUGUUCUUACAAUUAAAUUAUUGUAUAAUUUUGGAAAGGGGGAUUAGAUUGAUUAUUAGGAACUUAAUAUUAAAAUCGUCCUCCUGAAGCAGAUUGGUUCUGAUCAUGUUUACAUAACCCAGUGAAACUGAUAUUAAUGUGUUACUCUGUUGUUUUUACACUGAUAUGUAAUGAAUUUUGAACUCUUCUGAGACAAUGUUGCCUGUGAUUGUAAAAAUACCAUUGAUAAUAUACUGGAUCAGAAACAAUAAAUAUUAAUGUGACAUUAA
Myxocyprinus asiaticus (Chinese sucker) is the source of this 3535-nucleotide messenger RNA. It is a transcript of the gene camlg, whose product is annotated as calcium modulating ligand. The record is from RefSeq and is a predicted model, not a curated record. Gene Ontology annotation, cellular component: GET complex. Bases 93 to 914 code for a protein of 273 amino acids. The transcript has 4 exons. Lineage: Eukaryota; Metazoa; Chordata; Actinopteri; Cypriniformes; Catostomidae. Gene Ontology annotation, biological process: tail-anchored membrane protein insertion into ER membrane.